This is a messenger RNA of Bolinopsis microptera, 2579 nucleotides long. RefSeq names its product low-density lipoprotein receptor-related protein 2-like. Gene Ontology annotation, cellular component: plasma membrane. Gene Ontology annotation, molecular function: protein binding. The record is from RefSeq and is a predicted model, not a curated record. Lineage: Eukaryota; Metazoa; Ctenophora; Tentaculata; Lobata; Bolinopsidae. The coding region runs from base 3 to 1706 and encodes 567 amino acids. The transcript is spliced from 14 exons.
UGAUGAUUACUUACAUCCUCCUCCUUCUAUCUCUUUUCCACCUACUGGCCAGCUGCCCUACUCUCUGCACAUGUCAAAAUAACGUUGUCACAUGUGUCGAGUCACUAUUGGAAGUUAUUCCACCUGGGCUACCUUCAGCUACACGUAUAUUAAAUCUAAGUGAUAACAGAGUGCAGAUACUGUCAGAAACCAGCUUUGCUGAGCUCUAUGAUCUCGAGGAGCUUUACAUAGAAAGCAACAUUAUAACAGCAAUACAUCGAGACACCUUCAGAAACAAUGUCAGAUUAAAAGUUGUGAACAUAAGAAACAAUCUGCUUUACGAGUUAUCAGAAUCUUUAUUUGAUAACAACAACCAUUUAACACACUUAGACGUAAGCGACAACCCCCAGCUAAAUCACAUCUCCUACCAACUUAUUCAGAAUAACUACGCUUUAAAAUCACUGAUAGCAAAUACCGUUGACUGCGAUUGUUCGAUGAACUCGUGGCACGAACCUUCACGCUCCUUCCAAAUGGAAAAUGCUCAGAUUGAUAUCACAUGCUUUAAUCCAAGUAACUACCGCGGGUACAGGAUUGAGGAUCUACCAGACCGAACCUUUGUGGGAUGUACCACCCCUACACCAGCGUUCUGUGCGCCAGGUGAGCUUCUGUGUGACGGAUGGGAUGGUUACAUGUGUCUUCAAGAAUCUAUGGUAUGUGAUGGAAACUACGAUUGUCAUGACAGAUUGGACGAGGAAGAUUGUGCCACCGCCACUACCGAGAUGGAUUGUGAGACACGUGACGACGUGUUUACGUGUGACAACGGGAGGUGUGUGUCAGAGCUGUGGGUGUGUGACGGCUAUGACGACUGCGAGGACUUUAGCGAUGAGCGUGACUGCGACAGUCCUGGGAAUGAAGUUACACUGUGCGAGGAUCAGUUCGAGUGUAAUAAUGGGAGAUGUGUGGAUCCCAACAUAAAAUGUGACGGUAAUAACGACUGUGGUGACUGGAGUGACGAAUCUAAAUUCAUGUGUGGAGAUUCAGAAGCAGGAAACAUAUGUCCAUCUGGUUGGAUCUGUGGUUCGGAUGGAGGCUGUAUCGACUACACUCAGAUCUGUAACGGAGUACAGGACUGUCCUGAUAAUUCUGAUGAGAUGAAUUGCUACGAUAACUGCACCUCUAAGUGUGAAUCAGAUGGUCGAUGUAUCAAGGACUCCUGGGUCUGUGAUACGGUGUUAGACUGCCAAGACGGAUCAGAUGAGGCUAACUGUGACUACCAUUGUGAGCACGAACAAGUGAAGUGCCUCAGUGGAGGCUGUGUCAGUUGUUCCUUUGUCUGCGACGGAUUUAACGAUUGUCAAGAUCAGCUGGACGAAACCUCCUGUGCGAUUUGUAACGGGUCUAUGUGCUUAGACAUGUCAGAAUUAGAGCAAACAAAAUCAGGAGUCACAACGAUCGUUAUUAUAGCAACGACAGUGUCAGCGUGCAUCUCCAUCACCUCGGUAAUCCUGUUUGUGGUGGUGUACCGUCAGCGGAGGAAGGCCAACACUCAGGACCCCCUCCAGCCCCCACUUUACACGGAAAUAGAUCACUCAUUCCGGAGUGAUGUACCCGGAACACCACCACCACGCUACAAAUCAGAACCCGACAUCGCAGCUCGGCUGAUGAGCGUAGAGACUUCCAGAGACAACCCUCACAGCCAGUACCGGCAAAUACAAGAGGGAAUUUGAAAUAUUUCACAAAAUGAAAAUUUAUUACAUUAAAUUUCUGUUUUUAAAGUGUUAAUGUUUUGCUGACAAAGCAACAGACGAUGUGUGAAUUAUCUGCAAUUAUUUAUUGCUGUCUCACAAAGAAGGAAACACGCCGGUGAAGGUAAUUGUGAUAAUAUGAGGUUUACUGUGGUCAAUGACAGAAACAAAAUCUGGCCUGACAUUGCCCUUAACCAGAUCUCAUGAACAUUUCUUCGGAAUUUCUCCCUAUUUUCUUUUUACGGAAAAUUCCAUAUUUUGAGACUGAUGUAUGCAUAUGUAUUUGUAUCACGCAAAUUUAGUGAUCGAUCUCUAAUGCUUCCUAUGAUUUACGAAAUGUGAUCACAAAAGGAUGGAAUUUAAUACAAGCUGUUGAGAGAAGGGUUGGUGUUUCUUUGAGGAAACACGGCUGUUAAACAAAUAAGUUAACAAGUUAAUUUAGAGUUUGUUUUAAAAUAUUGGUCCUUGGUCACUGGCGUAUCGAAUGGUCUUGCCGGCCCCGCUUGUAGAAGGCUGCGCUAUCUUAGGGGUGAUAAUUUUCGUCAUGUUACCAUUUUGAAAAAAUAAAAUUACUACUAGGAAUAUGACGGCGAGACGCAAUGUUACGCCACUGCUCAUCUGCCAAUAUUGAUAAGUCCACGAUGCAAUUCUAAAUUUUCUUGAUGAAAGUCGACCGAGGAUAAUAUAUUAUGUCGUCCGGUUAUUAACUGAUUAAAUUGAAAAUUCUUUCGUUGAUUGCUUUUGAUUUUAAAAUUUAAUUUGUGACUUGAUUAAUGGAGCCAAAUCUUGUAAAAUCCCACUCCUAUGAUUUGUAUAAAGGCUGUAAAGCUGCUAUAAUUCUUUUUAAUUGAAAAA